This is a messenger RNA of Centropristis striata (black sea bass), 2262 nucleotides long. Its product is annotated as coiled-coil domain-containing protein 106-like. The coding region runs from base 339 to 1346 and encodes 335 amino acids. The record is from RefSeq and is a predicted model, not a curated record. The transcript is spliced from 5 exons. Gene Ontology annotation, cellular component: nucleoplasm. NCBI's taxonomy places the organism in Eukaryota, Metazoa, Chordata, Actinopteri, Perciformes, Serranidae.
UGUACGAGUUACAUGCCAUUGUACAGUCUUGUAUUGUAUGAUGACAAUAAUAAAUCAUUGAAUCCUUUCAUCUUUUAAUAUAGAUCUGAGAAUUACGACUUUCUCUGAAGCCCGUGAACGCGGCUCAGUGGUACAGGCGCGUCAGGGCUCUCUGGCGCCGCCCCUCCCUCAGACAUGCAUGUUGUACUGUAGUCUCGCAUUUUCACACUCGUCUCUGUUUAUAUUUGUAAAAAACGGGGCAUUUUGACAAGAAGUGACACUUCAGCGUGCAGAAACAGAAAAACACGAACUCCUCCAACAACAUUUGUACCCGCUGGACGCUCUUGAAGGUAGCAGAGAUGUCGUCCGUGUGGCAGCAGGAACCGUCGGGCUACUCGCCCUGCGUGGAGAUCGACUCCAGCUCCGUGAGGUGCAAAGACAGACUCACGUCUCCGGUGUGGCUGAAGCAGGAACAGGACGACCUCCGCAUCAUCAAGUGGGAGAACUUUCAGACGGGGCCUUCAGCUGACGCUGUUCAGGACAACACGCCCAGCAGCGCCAUGUCUGCUGGUUCACAUGUAGAAAGCCUGCCCCCGCGGGUGCUGCUGACCAUCACCAAGCUCCAGUGCAUGCUGGAGAGCAAACAGGAGCGCAUCGCCGCCCUGGAGAGGCAGGUGGAGGACCUGAUGCAGGACCGCAAGUUCCUCAGGAGCCAGAUCGAAAACCUCACAAGUAACCGCGGCAUUCCAACGUUUGCAUCCCCCAGCCCACACACCGAAGCUCCUAAAUCCAGCAAAGUGCAGCACUCAGAAAACAAAUCUCGGAAGAGAGAAAGAGCUUCGUCCUGUUCCUCGGACAGCAGCGUCAGCGGCUCCGAGGCGUCCGAAUCGUCUGAAGUGUCAGCGGCUUCGAGUGAACACAGGAGGAAGAAACACCACAAGGACAAGAAAAGGUCAAAGAAAGGGAAGGACUACAGCAGGAAGAGAGCCACCGGCGUCCAGUACGUCAUCCACCGCUACAAACAAGUCCUGUCAGCCUUCAUCAAGAAGAAGAGCAUGAGCGAAGCCUUCCGCCAUCUUGGAAUCGACCGGAACACCAUCGCCAACACGGCGUCCAUCGCCGAGCUCCACCUGGCCGGCAAAGACAUGGUCCCCCUGGUGGGCAUGUUCCGCCAGGGAGAGGAGACUCUGGUCAGCUACGCCCACAGGUGCACCCUGGUGAUCGACAGCGACGCCGACCUGUCCAGGAAAAUAGACCAAAUGAAAGCUAACGGCGAGCUGCUGCCCAUCUCAGGGAAACGGCCCAGGGUGCUGCACUCUCACCUGCAGCAGCUGGGGGGCGCCGCAGAGAGCAUUUUAAUAGGUUAAUGAUUGUUUCAUUGCAAGGAGAAGGGGUGAGGAAUAUGGAAGCCCAUUUCUGCCAAUGUAAUGGGAAAAAAAGAUGCUAUGAGUCGUUAAUGAUAAUUGUUUUUAAAUAAUGACUUAAUAUCUCAAAUUAAUGACUUAGUUUCUCAAAAUAAUGACAAAGUAUCUUUUGAGAAAGUCAUUAUAAUGAGAAACAUUCCCAAAAUAAUGUAGUUUCUCAAAAUAACGACAAAGUUUCUCUAAAUAAUAAGAAACUUUCUCUAAAUAACAACUUAGUUUCUCAAAAUAAAGACUUGGUUUCUCAAAAUAAUGAGAAACUUUCUCAAAAUAAUGAGAAACUUUCUCAAAAUAAUGACUUAGUUUCUCAAAAUAAAGACUUAGUUUCUCUAAAUAAUUUUUUCUUUUACUUGCUGAAAUAGGCUCCCAUAUAAAACACAAUGCCUUCACAAAAUCAUAUUCUUCUGUUUGUUUCCCCCUCAAUCUGAACUGCUGGUUCAUGUAGCAUUCUUUAUUUUAUUUUUGCAUUUCUUAAAGCUGAUGUAAGGCUCCACAUAAACACAUUCAGUAUGUUUAUUUUGUACGUAAUAGCCAUAAAAAGUGAUUUGCAGCUGCUGUUGACUAAUGGACUUUUAUUAUUUAAGAGCAGGAGUGUGUGUAGUGUUAGAAACCACCACAAGAUGGCAGUGCUCCCAUAUGACAUUAUGUUUACAAGACUCUUGUCAUUUACUCCAAAAUGGUGGAUAGUCAAUUUCCAUUUUCCAGCACCUUGUUUUUGUUGGAGGUGAAACUUUCUGUUAAUUGACUUUGUUGACUUUAUCCUGUGAUUUAUGAUGCUGUAACUGAACUGAGCGAUUUAAAAGUGUGUUAAUGUUUCUGAACUGCCAACAAAUGAAAAGAAAACUGUUUGUUCAUACAAAGA